AAUCGAGAUUCGCUGGUUGCCACACGUUGUGUGAGGCAAAAGUUACACAUUUUAUUUUUAAUUGCCAAUAUCAGUCGAAGUGAAGACCAACAAUGUCGUCGGUGGGCAGCACAACAAUUGCAGCCGAGAGCGCUGAUGCGAGUGGCACGGGAUCUGCCACCGCACAGCAGGAGCCCAUAUUUCAGGACAUUAGCGGCGAUCAGGCGGUAGAAGUGGUCGAGAUAGAGUCCGCAUGCAUGCGCUGCUUCAAAUCGGGCACAACACGACUCCUGCCCACCAAGAUUCCCUUCUUCCGCGAAGUGGUGCUCAUGUCCUUCAAGUGCGACCACUGCGGCUACGCCAACAACGAAAUGCAAUCUGCAUCCGAGAUGCAAAAGAGCGGCGUGCGCAUUGCCCUGGACGUGCAGCAGCUGUCGGAUCUGAAUCGGCGCGUCGUUCGUUCCGAUCAUUCCAGUGUUACAAUUCCCGAGGUGGAGCUCGAGAUACCCGUGCAGUCGCAAAAGGGCGAGGUGACAACCGUGGAGGGCAUUAUUGAACGAACCAUAACUGGCCUAUCACAGGACCAGGAGAAGCGUCGCAUUGACCAUCCCACAGAGGCCGCAUCCAUAGAUGAUUACAUUGAUCGCCUGCGCCAACUAACUAAGCUGACCAAACCAUUUCGUCUUCUGCUCGAGGAUAUCUCCGGCAAUAGCUUCAUAGAGAAUCCAAUUGCACCAGCCAACGAUCCGCAGUUGAAAACGUCUUUUUUUACCCGCACCCAAGCACAAAACGAGCAACUAGGUCUCUAUGAGCAGAACCACGAGGAGAACCUGUUGAAACCCAUUGCCGAGGACGAGUGGCCCAUUGAGAAUCUGCAUGGGGAGGUGUUGCAGUUCGCCACGAAUUGCUCGAACUGCCAGUCGCCAUGCGAGACGAACAUGAAACUGACGAAUAUACCGCACUUUAAGGAGGUGGUCAUCAUGGCCACCGUCUGCUCCAGAUGCGGCCACAAAACGAAUGAAGUCAAAUCUGGUGGCGGCAUUGAGCCAGAAGGUGUCCGCUUCACUGUCCGAAUUACCAGCAAAGAAGAUCUGACGCGCGAUGUACUCAAGUCGGAAACGUGCAGCUUAUCCAUACCCGAACUGGACAUGGAUGUGGGUCCGCAUGCGCUCUGUGGCCGCUUCACGACCGUCGAGGGCCUGCUGGUGGCCAUGCGUGAACAGCUGGAUGGCACUUUCUUUCACGAUUCUGCCGAUGAGCCCUCCAAGCAGCAGAUGCAGCGCUUCCUAGACAAAUACGACGAUGUGCUCAAGAUGGAAAGUUCCAUCACGUUGGUUCUAGAGGAUCCAGCUGGGAACACAUAUGUACAAUCGCUCAGCGACAACGGCGAGCCCGAUGACAAGCUAACUGUGGAGAGAUACAAGCGCAGCUACGACGAUAAUGAGCAGCUUGGCUUAAACGACAUGAAAACUGAGAACUAUGAGCAGGAGGCGUGAUUGCUUUUCAAGCUAUACACCGCACCUGAAUGCAUUUACUAAACAAAUCAUUGCGUCUUUAAUCUAAUGUUCCAAAAAUAAAAUAUUCGCAAAACGA
Molecule: messenger RNA, 1572 nt
Organism: Drosophila grimshawi
Lineage: Eukaryota; Metazoa; Arthropoda; Insecta; Diptera; Drosophilidae
Gene: Zpr1
Product: zinc finger protein ZPR1
Exons: 2
Coding region: 93-1475 (460 amino acids)
Cellular component (GO): nucleus; cytoplasm
Molecular function (GO): zinc ion binding
Source: RefSeq, a predicted model, not a curated record